AUGAUCCCACCCAAGGGCUCCUUCUACCGACGACCACUGCCCGGCAGCCUGCAGUUCUCGGAGCAGGCCAUUGGCGUGCACACCCUGGAACGCUAUUCCAAAGAGAUCUGCGAGGCUGGUGGGAUAUCGGGGCAUCACACGGGACACUCGGGAAGGGUCAGCAGUGCAACUACGCUGUAUAAUCGAGGCUUCGAUGAGCAGACGAUCAAAGAGCGGACAGGGCCUUGCGGCAGCGGGGCAAAGGGUUACAAGAGAACGUCUCCCACCCAGAUCAAAGCCAUGUCAGACUGCCUACAGCCUCCAAAUCCACUGAAGAAGAUCUCAACCUGCUCGCCUGCCCCAUCCACCUCGUCCGAAGAUCAGAGAUCCGAAGAUCAGGACGAAGGCCCGAGCAACAUCAUCAUCAUCUCAGAGGAUGGGAUUGACCACGAGCACCCCAACCCUGCCACCACCAUUUUCAGCCGCCCCGAGGUGCUGAUCACAGAACAAGAUGGCGUGCUGAAGAUCGAAAUGCCCACACGGACUCCCCCGGCCUUGCUCCUGCAGUCUCCCAGCCAAACCAUCACAAAGUUAAAAAUAGUCAAAGGCGAUGUCGUUCUAGAGUUGAAUCUGUAAGCACCUCUGGCAGCGCAAUACUGCUUCUAUAGUUGUAUGGCUCAGAGCUACUGUGCCAGCAGUGGUGUUUGAUCAGUACAAGACACGCUGUCUCCAGCAGGGUACGUGCUGCCAAGUUUGAAAUGGCAUGGAGUCCGAAGGUUCAGUCCCUUUUCCCAAAAGCAAGCCAUCAAUCGCUCUGCUCAGUUCCCCCAUUGCAUUGCGAUCUGUGCUGUCCACCAACCAACAAAACAUCAAUGGGCUCUCCUUAUACUCACUGUCCCUCUUUAGAAUUCCACCACUGACCAGCACACUGGACGCCUGCUACUUAAUUAAUAUAGUCAUUGUAUAAAAUCCGGUUACACGUUCCCUGGUUCCUGUUUUUUUAGUUCAUGAAUGGUUCAGCUUUAUUUUCAGAACCAGUCACAUUACAAUUUGGGGACAAGGAGUGGUAGGGGUGGGUUGGUAGGAGUUUAGGAUAGAAGAAAGAACUUGAUUCUCCCACCAUAAUGAGGUGGUGCGGACAUGGUUCAAGGCAGGAAGGGAGACAGCACAAGCUUGGCAGUGCACAGAGGCCACUGGAGCAUCACUGCUGUACCCCCCAACAGUGCUGAGCCUAUUUGUGAUUAAAAUAAAUGGAAUCCGCUGGGAGGAGCGAUUCUAAAACUAAACCUGUCUCCUACCGUUCUGUUUCCUUCUCCUUCAAAUGUGCAUCAAACUCAGAAAAUCUGAAACACAUUCACUUCUCCACAAGAAAUUAGUCUAAAGCACUGAAAUCUUUCCUUAAUAGUCCCGCAGCAUCCUGUAGCAUAGUGGUUAGCA
This is a messenger RNA of Callorhinchus milii (elephant shark), 1416 nucleotides long. RefSeq lists its product as uncharacterized. Lineage: Eukaryota; Metazoa; Chordata; Chondrichthyes; Chimaeriformes; Callorhinchidae. Gene Ontology annotation, molecular function: DNA binding. The transcript is spliced from 2 exons. The record is from RefSeq and is a predicted model, not a curated record. Gene Ontology annotation, biological process: DNA recombination; DNA integration. Bases 1 to 615 code for a protein of 204 amino acids.